Chrysoperla carnea is the source of this 1158-nucleotide messenger RNA. Its product is annotated as transportin-1-like. Lineage: Eukaryota; Metazoa; Arthropoda; Insecta; Neuroptera; Chrysopidae. The transcript is spliced from 3 exons. Gene Ontology annotation, biological process: protein import into nucleus. Gene Ontology annotation, cellular component: nucleus; cytoplasm. Gene Ontology annotation, molecular function: protein binding; nuclear import signal receptor activity. The record is from RefSeq and is a predicted model, not a curated record. Bases 1 to 1158 code for a protein of 385 amino acids.
AUGGUAAUAUUUUUUUAUCAUGCUGCCCUGGAUGUUCUUGCGAAUGUAUUCCGUGAAGAUUUAUUACCGGUUUUGAUACCAAUUUUAAAAGAAACACUCUUUCAUCGAUCGUGGAUUGUUAAGGAAUCGGGUAUUUUAGCCUUAGGUGCAAUCGCCGAAGGUUGUAUGACGGGAAUGGUAAAUCAUUUAACUGAUUUAAUACCAUAUUUAAUAAAUUGUUUAAGUGAUAAAAAAGCGUUAGUUCGUGCAAUCACUUGUUGGACCUUGAGUCGAUAUGCGCAUUGGGUUCUAACACAACCACAUGAUCAAUAUUUAAAACCGUUAUUAACGGAAUUAUUAAAACGGAUUUUAGAUCCGAAUAAACGGGUUCAAGAAGCUGCAUGUUCUGCAUUCGCAACAAUUGAAGAAGAAGCUUGUACCGAAUUAGUUCCAUAUUUAGGUUUUAUUUUAGAAACUUUGGUAUUUGCUUUUGGUAAAUAUCAACAUAAAAAUUUAUUAAUCUUAUACGAUGCGAUUGGAACUUUAGCGGAUUCCGUUGGACAUCAUUUAAAUAAACCCGAAUAUAUUAAUCUGUUAAUGCCUCCGUUAAUUAAAAAAUGGAAUAUGUUGAAAGAUGAAGAUAAGGAUUUAUUUCCAUUACUUGAAUGUUUGUCGAGUGUUGCAACCGCUUUACAAUCGGGAUUUUUACCGUAUUGUGAACCGGUUUUUCGACGUUGUAUUUCUCUAAUUGAACAAACGUUAAAUCAAUUUAUAGCGAAUACACAAAAUCCCGAACAAUUUGAACCGCCGGAUAAAGAUUUUAUGAUUGUGGCUUUGGAUUUACUAUCGGGGUUAACCGAGGGUUUAGACGGCCAUAUUGAUAAAUUGGUUGCGAAUAGUAAUAUUAUGCAUUUAUUAUUUUCAUGUAUGCAAGAUCCAAUGCCGGAAGUACGACAAUCUUCGUUUGCAUUAUUAGGUGAUUUAACAAAAGCAUGUUUUCAACAUGUCCUACCCUGUAUAUCGGAAUUCUUACCGAUAUUGGGACAAAAUUUAAAUCCUGAAUUUAUAUCCGUAUGUAAUAAUGCCACUUGGGCGAUUGGUGAGAUUAGUAUAAAAUUAGGAGCCGACACAAAACCGUAUGUUCAACAAAAAAACCAGGGACGAGUAUUUACGCCGUAA